Messenger RNA from Cercospora beticola, 2002 nucleotides. RefSeq names its product phosphoglucomutase PGM2 (gene PGM2). Gene Ontology annotation, biological process: carbohydrate metabolic process. Gene Ontology annotation, cellular component: cytosol. NCBI's taxonomy places the organism in Eukaryota, Fungi, Ascomycota, Dothideomycetes, Mycosphaerellales, Mycosphaerellaceae. Gene Ontology annotation, molecular function: phosphoglucomutase activity; magnesium ion binding. The record is from RefSeq and is a predicted model, not a curated record.
GUGAACUUUUGGCGGGGCAAACAGCGGGCAGGCAUGAUCGACAAUUCAUCCACCGCGAUUUCUUUUAUAAACACACCCUCUUUCUCCUUCCACCAUUGAUCGACUUCACCUCUUUCAUACACAUUUGCUCAAGACUGACACAGCCAUCAUGAGCGUCAAGACUGUUCAGACCAAGCCAUUUGGCGACCAAAAGCCAGGAACCUCCGGCCUGCGUAAGAAGGUCAAGGUUUUCCAGCAACAAAACUACUCAGAGAACUUCGUCGCUUCCAUCAUCCUCUCCAUCCCCGAAGGUGCUCAAGAUGCCUUCCUCGUUGUCGGUGGUGACGGACGUUACUGGAACCCCGAAGUCACCCAGCUCAUCGCAAAGAUUGGAGCUGCGUACGGCGUGAAGAAGCUGUUAAUCGGCCAGAAUGGCAUCUUGUCUACACCUGCCGCAUCACACCUCAUCCGCGUCAAGAAGGCCACUGGUGGCAUUCUGCUCACCGCGUCACACAACCCCGGUGGUCCAGAGGAGGACUUCGGCAUCAAGUACAACUUGACCAAUGGAGCUCCUGCACCCGAGAGCGUCACAAACAAGAUCUACGAGACAUCAAAGACUCUUUCUGAGUACAAGAUCGCAGACAUCCCCGACAUCGAUCUGAGCACCAUCGGCACCAAGACCUACGGCCCACUCGAGGUUGAGAUCGUGCACAGCACCGAGGACUAUGUGAAGAUGCUCAAGGACAUCUUCGACUUCGACCUGAUCAAGAAGUUCCUCAAGAACAACCCAGACUUCAAGAUCCUCUUCGACGGUCUGAGCGGCGUGACAGGCAACUAUGGUGUUGACGUCUUCGAGAAAGAGCUUGGACAGAAGGGCAGCACACAAAACUGCGUGCCAAAGCCAGACUUUGGCGGACACCACCCAGACCCCAACCUCGUCUACGCCAAGUCGCUGGUCGACCGCGUCGACAAGGAGGGCAUCCACUUCGGUGCUGCAUCAGACGGUGAUGGUGACCGCAACAUGAUUUACGGUGCCAACUCCUUUGUGUCACCCGGUGACUCGCUCGCCAUCAUUGCACACUACGCCGAUCUGAUCCCCUACUUCAAGAAGCAAGGCGUCUACGGUUUGGCACGAUCCAUGCCUACUUCUGGCGCUGUCGACCUUGUUGCCAAGAAGAAGGGCCUGAAGAGCUACGAAGUUCCAACUGGUUGGAAGUUCUUCUGCGGUCUUUUCGACUCAGACAAGAUGAACAUCUGCGGCGAGGAGUCUUUCGGCACUGGCUCCAACCACAUUCGUGAGAAGGAUGGGUUGUGGGCGAUCGUUGCCUGGCUCAACAUCAUUGCUGGCGUUGGUGAGCAGACCGGCAGCACACCUUCCAUCAACAGCAUCCAGCACGACUUCUGGAACAUCUACGGCCGCACUUUCUUCACACGAUACGACUAUGAAGGCGUCGAGAGUGAAGGCGCCAACAAAGUCGUCGCACACGUGAAGGAGCUCAUCACAACCAAGAAGGACAGCUUCAUCGGUAGCGACAUCUACGGCCGCAAGGUCGUCGAGGCCGAUGACUUCAGCUAUACCGACCUUGACGGAAGCGUGAGCAAGAACCAGGGUAUCUACGUCAAGUUCGACGACGGCAGCCGCAUUGUUGUCCGUCUUUCAGGAACUGGCAGCUCGGGUGCCACCAUCCGUCUGUACAUUGAGAAGCACGAGAACGACAAGAGCAAGUACGGCUUGGAUGCUCAGGAGUACCUCAAGGACAACGUCAAGCUUGCCACAGACUUGCUCAAGUUGCAAGAGUAUGUUGGCCGCACUGAGCCAGAUGUCAAGACGUAAGCUGGUCUUACUGGCAAAGAAGAUACCCAAGUCAGGGACAUAGAGGGCGGCGUGUGAGAUAUGCAUGAAGCGAUGAUGACUCUUUUCAAACGUGUAGAUGUAGUGUGAUUGCAAAAGCGAAGCAUGAAUGAUAUAGCGAGAUGAUGAAGAAUUCCAACGACGACAGAAGAAUGACCACUUUGUCUGAUA